Messenger RNA from Chelmon rostratus (copperband butterflyfish), 2911 nucleotides. It is a transcript of the gene slc20a1b, whose product is annotated as solute carrier family 20 member 1b. Bases 650 to 2791 code for a protein of 713 amino acids. The record is from RefSeq and is a predicted model, not a curated record. The transcript is spliced from 11 exons. NCBI's taxonomy places the organism in Eukaryota, Metazoa, Chordata, Actinopteri, Chaetodontiformes, Chaetodontidae. Gene Ontology annotation, molecular function: phosphate transmembrane transporter activity. Gene Ontology annotation, biological process: phosphate ion transmembrane transport. Gene Ontology annotation, cellular component: membrane.
GCAAGUUCUACACAUGCGGUAGCGGACCUCCAUUCAAACUGAGAUAUUUCUGGAUCUGAAAAUACGGACUUAUUUUACAUCGAAUCAGAUAGUCGUAAAUAGCUUUUUUGGAACGAACUCUUUAUUUUUAACGCAAGGCAGCUUUUUGAAGAUACAUUUCAGAAUCUGUGUAAUUUUUUCCAUUAUCCCGCGCGCGCUAUCGUAACGUCUGUGCGCGCCCUAUCGUUAAUUAGCUUAUUGGCUAGCAAGCGCCAUUCUUCACGGACUGAAAACUGCAAAGUGUGGAUGUACUCCUGCUCAUCUGCAGUUACAGUUGCACAAUGGCUGUCUGUUCACUCUGCUUGAUAGCUCAGCACCAAAGAAACAGCAACAGACCUAGUUUAAUUACAGGAUAGCAAUAAGCCCAUACUAUACCUCUAUUUACCUUAAUUGUUUUCUGGUCAGUACCAGAUAAACACAUUACAAGUUUGCACUGCUAAAUCUCAGAAAUCCUGUUAAAACAGGUGGGCCUAAAGAAUAUUUAUUUAUUUUACCAAUUACCUCUUUAUUUUACUAGCUGCUGCUUUGAAGAACCAUUAUAUAAAUAGCUAUUUUGACAGGCAUUCAUUCCCUUUAAGAUUGUGAAGCAAUUCCUCUUUAGUCUACAAUCAUGGUUUCAACAACUGCAACUGCAAUAAUACUGACCACCACCGUAGGGCUGGCGACCCAUACUGCUCUGACAGAGUACACGUGGCUGCUGAUUGUUGGCUUCAUCAUCGCCUUCAUCUUAGCCUUUUCUGUGGGUGCCAAUGAUGUUGCUAACUCAUUUGGCACAGCCGUAGGCUCUGGAGUAGUCACCUUGCGACAGGCAUGCAUUCUGGCCACAGUGUUUGAGACUCUGGGCUCUGUGCUCCUUGGGGCCAAAGUGAGCGAAACCAUCCGCAAGGGUAUCAUCGAUGUGGGCAUGUACAAUGGCUCUGAGCAUGUGUUGAUGGCUGGAUCCAUCAGUUCCAUGUUUGGUUCUGCUGUGUGGCAGCUGGCGGCCUCCUUCCUUAAGCUCCCCAUUUCUGGAACACACUGCAUUGUUGGUGCUACUAUCGGCUUCUCGCUGGUUGCCAGAGGCCAGCAGGGAGUCAAGUGGCUUGAACUCCUCCGUAUUGUUGGUUCCUGGUUCCUGAGUCCCCUCUUGUCCGGAAUAAUGUCAGGCAUUGUUUUCUACUUUGUGCGCAUGUUCAUCUUACACAAGAAAGACCCUGUGCCUAAUGGACUGAGGGCCCUGCCUGUCUUUUAUGCCAUGACUAUGGGAAUCAACCUGUUCUCCAUCAUGUUCACAGGAGCACCGAUGCUGGGAUUUGACAAGAUCCCUUGGUGGGGCACCCUGCUAAUCUCAAUGGGCUUCUCUCUGCUGACUGCCAUUGUGGUCUGGUUUAUUGUGUGCCCUCGCCUCAAGAAGAAGAUAGAACGAGAUCUUAAGUCUUCCAGCCCUUCUGAGAGCCCCCUGAUGGAGAAGAGGGAGCUGAGAGAGGCCCACUGUCCAAUCCUGAAACAGACUGCCAAGGAGACGUCUACACCUGCCACCCCAGCUGCCAGUCAGAACCCCUCUGCUCAGCCCCAGGCUGCACCCGAGGAGCGCAGGGUGGCAUUUGACAUUGGAGAUUCUGACGAUGUUGACAGUAAUAAAGAGCGCAAGGUGGCAUUUGACAUUGGAGAUUCUGAUGACACAGACUACAGCAUGUCAAAUGGUGCUCCCAAACAGGCUCAGUCAAACAGUCAGGUCCAGGUAAACAACCAGCAAGUCCAGCACAGCAAUGGCUCCACAAAUGCUUCCAGUCAGGUCCAAUUCAACAAUCAGGUUCAAUUCAACAACAGGCCAGCACAGAUACCAAGUAAUGGUUACAGCCAGUACCACACGGUCCACAAGGACUCCGGCCUCUACAAGGAUCUUUUGCACAAGCUUCACCUGGCCAAGGUUGGUGAUUGCAUGGGUGAGGGUGGUGACCGACCUAUCCGGCGCAACAACAGCUACACCUCCUACACCAUGGCCAUCAUUGGCAUGCAUGGAGACUUCAAGCAUAAAGAAGGGGAAUUCCGUGCCAGCGAAGAUGGUGACAAGGGCCCAGGGUCAGGUAGUCAGGACAGGAAGCGUGUGCGUAUGGACAGUUACACUAGCUACUGCAAUGCUGUGGCAGAGCACACAACUCCUGAAGGUCUGGGAGAGGGUGAUGUAACACUAGAAAUGGGCAAGGAGGAUGCAGGUAGCAGCCAAAGCUCUCUGGAUGAAGAUGGACUUGAGGCAGACAAGCCAGAAGUCUCAACUCUCUUUCAGUUCCUCCAAAUUCUCACCGCCUGCUUCGGAUCCUUUGCCCAUGGAGGAAACGAUGUGAGUAAUGCCAUUGGACCAUUGGUAGCUCUGUGGCUGGUUUACACAACCAGCAGCGUGUCUUCAGCUGAACCCACACCCAUUUGGCUGCUGCUCUACGGUGGCGUCGGCAUCUGCGCUGGACUCUGGGUGUGGGGUCGCCGAGUGAUCCAGACUAUGGGCAGGGACCUUACCCCCAUUACCCCCUCAAGUGGUUUCAGCAUUGAACUGGCCUCAGCCCUGACUGUCGUUGUAGCCUCUAACAUUGGCCUGCCUGUCUCCACCACCCAUUGCAAGGUCGGCUCUGUGGUUGCAGUAGGGUGGCUGCGCUCAAGGAAGGCAGUAGACUGGCGUCUGUUCAGAAACAUCUUCAUGGCAUGGUUUGUGACUGUGCCCAUCUCUGGUCUGAUCAGUGCUGCCAUCAUGGCUAUCUUCAUCUAUGGCAUCCUGUGAGCAUACAGCUGCACCCCCAGCAGGGGAGGAAAAAGAAAAAUCGCUCCAGUGAGAAAAGGAGUAAAGUUGGAAGGCCAAAAUAUAUCGCUUACCUCAAGCCAACGACUUUGGAAGAAAAAG